This is a messenger RNA of Wyeomyia smithii (pitcher-plant mosquito), 1588 nucleotides long. RefSeq names its product tubulin beta chain-like. The transcript is spliced from 2 exons. Gene Ontology annotation, biological process: microtubule cytoskeleton organization; mitotic cell cycle. Lineage: Eukaryota; Metazoa; Arthropoda; Insecta; Diptera; Culicidae. Gene Ontology annotation, cellular component: cytoplasm; microtubule. The record is from RefSeq and is a predicted model, not a curated record. Bases 154 to 1491 code for a protein of 445 amino acids. Gene Ontology annotation, molecular function: structural constituent of cytoskeleton; GTP binding; GTPase activity.
AACUUUUCGCCACAAUCGGUUAAAUAACGAAAAAUUUUCACAACGUUUUUUACCACCGACCAAAGCGAACGCGUUUGAAAUUCGGUCCGCAUCGGAAAAUCUCGGCAUACGGUCAACGAAAUUUACCGGAAGCACACUGGGAGGUGAUAGAAAAUGCGUGAAAUAGUUCAUAUACAAGCUGGCCAAUGUGGCAACCAGAUUGGCGCCAAAUUCUGGGAGGUUAUCUCGGACGAGCACGGAAUCGACGCGACUGGUGCCUAUUGCGGGGACAGUGAUUUACAACUUGAACGUAUUAAUGUUUACUACAACGAAGCUACGGGAGGGAAAUACGUCCCACGGGCAGUUCUGGUCGAUUUGGAGCCGGGAACAAUGGACUCCGUAAGAGCUGGUCCGUUUGGGCAAUUGUUCCGACCGGAUAAUUUUGUUUUUGGACAGUCCGGAGCCGGAAAUAACUGGGCCAAAGGACAUUACACAGAGGGUGCUGAGUUGGUAGAUUCAGUGUUGGAUGUUGUUCGUAAGGAAUCGGAAGGUUGCGAUUGUCUACAAGGUUUUCAGCUUACUCACUCGCUUGGCGGGGGUACUGGUUCAGGCAUGGGAACACUGUUGAUUUCUAAAAUACGAGAGGAAUAUCCAGACCGUAUUAUGAACACUUUCUCCGUCGUCCCUUCACCUAAGGUGUCCGACACUGUCGUUGAGCCGUACAACGCAACACUAAGCGUACAUCAGCUGGUAGAGAACACCGAUGAGUCUUACUGCAUUGAUAACGAAGCUUUGUACGACAUCUGCUUCCGAACACUAAAGCUUACCACACCAACGUACGGCGAUUUGAAUCAUCUAGUUUCAGCUACCAUGUCGGGUGUUACCACGUGCCUUCGUUUUCCGGGUCAAUUGAAUGCAGAUUUGCGGAAGCUAGCAGUAAACAUGGUUCCUUUUCCACGAUUGCACUUUUUUAUGACCGGUUUCGCACCGUUGACUUCGCGAGGAUCCCAACAGUAUCGAGCACUUACUGUUCCUGAGCUUACACAGCAAAUGUUUGAUGCUAAAAAUAUGAUGGCGGCUUGUGAUCCGCGGCAUGGCCGAUAUCUCACCGUUGCAGCGAUUUUCCGAGGACGCAUGUCGAUGAAAGAAGUGGACGAACAAAUGUUGAAUGUUCAAAGUAAAAACAGUAGUUACUUUGUCGAAUGGAUCCCAAACAACGUCAAAACGGCGGUUUGCGAUAUUCCACCACGUGGCCUGAAAAUGUCGUCAACGUUCAUCGGAAAUUCUACUGCGAUUCAGGAGAUUUUCAAACGAAUUGCCGAGCAGUUUACGGCCAUGUUUCGAAGGAAAGCUUUCCUGCACUGGUACACAGGUGAAGGUAUGGAUGAGAUGGAAUUUACGGAAGCGGAAAGCAAUAUGAAUGACUUGGUUUCCGAAUACCAGCAAUACCAGGAAGCAACCGCCGACGAAGAAGGUGAAUUCGAUGAGGAAGAAGAAGGAGCCGAAGACUGAAUGCAGUUGAAAUUCGUUGUUUUGUUAACUAUAAUAUGAGUUGAAAAUAAUCGUAUUGUUAUUCUCCGAAAUAAAAUUUGGUGAUUCUUCAAACUGA